Aspergillus mulundensis is the source of this 1815-nucleotide messenger RNA. RefSeq lists its product as uncharacterized. NCBI's taxonomy places the organism in Eukaryota, Fungi, Ascomycota, Eurotiomycetes, Eurotiales, Aspergillaceae. The coding region runs from base 1 to 1815 and encodes 604 amino acids. The transcript has 7 exons. The record is from RefSeq and is a predicted model, not a curated record.
AUGCCUACCCACACAAUCACCAUCGGCUCCUGGGGUCCGCAUCGCCCUCGCCCUCACCCCAUCCCUACUAACAAGUCGUUAGAAAACCUCGAUCCGACCUCCAACCUCCUCGGCCGCGUCUUCGACCGCGAUCCCGUCCUCCGCUUCCUGCUCUGCAACCUCUCCGACGACCAAUACCAGACGAGUCUACAAGCGUACUGGCGCGGCCUCUGCCGAACCGCGCUCCUCAACGGCGCGAUCAUCCUCGAAGCCGGCGGGUGGAAGGCGGUCGCUGUUAUACUCCCGCCUGGACGGACGGUCGAUAGUCCGUGGACGAUCAUCCCGGCGGCGUUGGGGUUCACGAGGGUUCUGUGGCGGAUUGGGGUUGCGGGGGUUGUUCCGGCCGGUCAAUGCGGCGAAGAAGAGGGUGCUGGGGAGCAGGCAGCAUUACUAUGUCUUUGCGAUCGGGACAGAGGUUUCGCUGACGAUUCAGGACUGGCGAGGGCUUUGAUCGAGUCGCAGAAGGAAACGGCGUGGUGCACGGAGGUCCCGAUUUGGCUGGAGGCUACGACGGCGUACUCGCGCGAUCUGUACCUGACGCUUGGAUUCGAGGUCGUCGAGGAGAUUACACUUGGUGAAGGGAAGGUCAACCGCGAUGGCUUCCUGGACAAAGAGGGACAGGGGGUGACGAUGUGGGCGAUGGUCUGGUGGCCGCAGCCUUCGCAGCGUGACGUGGUCACCCCCGAGGAUAGCUCAUCCAUGAUAAACCCCAGCACCGGCCCAGAGAAGUUCAUAUUCUCCGGCGUCACCGGCAACGUCGGCGGAAAGGGCAGAAAGACAGCAAAACUGAACACCCCCCUGGGCACAUCCCCGGUCACCCUCCUGACCACCAGAAACACCAGCGGAAACAAAUACGACACAUACAAGCCCAACGCACUCAGACUCAGAAUCGCAUUAAACGCCGCAUCCGAUCCCGCCGCCAUAAACGACAGCGCGAAGAUCCACGCACUCACCAGGCCCAACGCCCGCAGCGGGAUCUUGAAUCGUGCAUCAACCCUAACAAAGUACCCAGAAAAGGGCAACCCCCCAUCCCUCGCAAACGCCCACAUCAGCCUCGUCACCGAUGCAAGCCCAUUAAAGAACGCGAUAUACCCCGGCACCAUCCCGGAUGCCAUGAGCAUGAACGUCGCGGCCUUGGACCCCGUCGCCGCAUACGCGAUCUCGAUUAUGGGAUAUCCCCCCAACACUAAACACAACCCCGGGACUCGUCCACCCGCUGAACCCGCUCACAAACGUAUCCCAGACGAACGCGUCCGAGCUCCUGGGGGCAUGGCUGAUGAUGCCGAUGAUGAUGGGCAGGAACACGACGUGCAGCACGCCGCCGACAAUCUCAAUGAUCCCCAGAACCCGCCGCGCAAAGAUAUUGGUUACGAUGGGCGGGAGCGAGACAGCCCACAUCAGCAACGUAUUCUGCCACCCGUGCACGCUGAAGUCCGGAUGCGCCAGCUUAACCAGCCCCGUUAUCUGGGUUGCUAUGAGAAACGGCGCGAUCGCGCAGAGCGACGACCAGGCGAAGACGGUGAUCCAUCCUGUACCGCGUCAGCCUGCCAUACACUCUCCUGCCAAAUCUCCACCGAUGAUAUCUGCUUUGUAUACCACAAGAGAAGAGGAGGCCCACCCUGCAAGAAACUCCAAAACCGCGCACCCCCCGCACCCCCCGGCGCAAGCACAUACGUCCAAUGGUACUGCGCGCCCGCGGUGGGAUGCACGCUCGCGAGCUCGGCGAGGCUCAUGGCGAUUGCCAGAUUCCCGGCUAUGCUCAGCAGCAGGCCGUAG